AUGAGACAAGGUCCUGACCUGAGAGGCGAUCAAAUCCCUUCAGAAAUACCAUCCGUACUCACCAAGAGAAUGUGCCUGAGCCAGGUCAACGGAAUAUAUGAUCCACUGGGAUUGGUCGCACCCUUCACCAUCAAGGCGAAAAUACUACUAAGGAAGAUGUGGGGGAUAAAACUUGACUGGGAUGAUUCGAUGCCCGAAAACAUGAGGAAAGACUGGAUCGAGUUCUUUAAGGAGCUGUUUGAGGUAGCUGAUAUUACAUUCCAACGAUGCAUCAAACCAGAAGGAGUCGACUCACAGACAAAGCCAACCCUGAUUGUUUUUUCCGAUGGUUCUGAACAAGCAUUUGGGACGGUAGCCUACAUUCGCUGGAUGCUGAAUGAUGGCAGAUACGUAUCAAAUCUAGUAGCAAGCAAGAGCCGCAUCGCGCCCAUCGAAGUAGCCAGCAUUGUUAGACUAGAACUGAGUGGAGCUGUCCUCAACAAACGACUCACAUGCUUCAUCAAGAAAGAAAUGCGAUUACAGUUCGACAGAGAGUUUCACAUCGUCGACAGCGAGAUUGUGAGAUCGAUGAUUCAGAAACAGAGCUAUGGGUUUAAGACGUUCGUCGCUACCCGAAUUGGCGAGAUACAAGAGGCGACAGAACCAGAGGAUUGGUGGUGGUGUAAAGGUGAACUGAACGUUGCUGACCUGAUCACAAGAGGAAAAACUCCAUCUGAGAUUGGUCCCGAGAGCACAUGGCAGCGAGGGCCAACUUUUCUGCAACGACCCAUAGAAGAAUGGCCAAUCCAACAAAGCUGCUCAGAAGGCAACCUUCCAGAACGGGCCAAGAUUAUAAUGGUUGCCGAUGCACGAGAAGCCGAUACACUAGCCAACAGAAUUGAUGUCAGUAGAUACAGUAGCUACAACAAGCUCUUGAGGGUAACUGCCAGGAUUCUUGCCAUCUACGACAACAAGAACUUCUCCAGUGCAACCAAGGUCCUUUCCGCAGAAGAUAUACAGCGAGCAGAAAUUUUCUGGAUCAAGGAGUGUCAGAAACCGAUAAUGAAGACACUGAAUGACGACAAGGUGACUUUUGAUAAGAUGUACGCCAAACUGUGCCCCCAGGUCAGAGAUGAUGGCGUCAUUGUUGUGGGAGCCAGAGCAGGAAGAUACGUACACUUCAGCUACAACAAACAGGAAGUUCCCCUCCUUCUCUAUCGUCACCCUUUCUCCAAGCUGUAUGCUGUACAUGUACAUAAUAGAGGCCACCCAGGAGUUCAGACAACAGUCUCCAAGAUUCGUUCAAAAUUUUGGAUCAUCAAUCUAUACAAGAUGGCGAAGAGUAUCCGUCACCACUGUGUGCCUUGCAGAAGACAAGAGAAGGACAUGGUCGGUCAGAAGAUGGGAGAUCUACCAUUGGCGCGACUAAAGCCAUCACCACCCUGGAGCUACGUUGGAGUAGAUUUGUUUGGGCUGUUCACAACUCGUGGAGAGGUCAAUAAGAGAGCUCGAGGCAAAGCGUAUGGCGUUAUCUUCAACUGUUUCACUACGCGAGCAGUGCACAUAGAUCUUGCAGUUGACUACAGCUCGACUGGAUUUCUACAAGUCCUCAGAAGAUUUGUAUCUCUCAGAGGUUACCCGAGCGAGAUGUACAGUGAUGGAGGCAGUCAGCUAGUUGGAGCGUCAAAGGAGCUAAAGCAAGUAACGGAGGGCUGGGACGCAAACAAGCUACAUGAAUUUGGCAUUUCUAACGGGAUGACAUGGAAGUUCUCUAUGGCAGAUUCACCUUGGCAGAAUGGAGUUACAGAGAUCCUGAUCAAAGGCGUCAAGAAGGCCAUAAAUCAUGCCAUCGGGAACCAGAUUCUUCAGUUUCAUGAGCUACAGACCGUUUUCUAUGAAGUAGCCAACCUAGUGAACGAGAGGCCAUUGGACGACAUCCAACUGAUCCGGAAGACGGAGUUUAUCUUUGUUCGAACAAUCUCCUUCUUGGACGAGCCACAGGAAGAGUACCCAGCGGACCAUGGAGAGAAACUAACAACCCUAGACAUCGACUUGAAUUCGUGCAGAACAUCAUCAAGGCAUACUGGAUCAAGUGGACCAGAGACUACUUCCCAUCUCUCAUCGUGA
This is a messenger RNA of Asterias rubens (European starfish), 2106 nucleotides long. RefSeq lists its product as uncharacterized. The transcript has a single exon. The record is from RefSeq and is a predicted model, not a curated record. Gene Ontology annotation, molecular function: nucleic acid binding. Gene Ontology annotation, biological process: DNA integration. Bases 1 to 2106 code for a protein of 701 amino acids. Lineage: Eukaryota; Metazoa; Echinodermata; Asteroidea; Forcipulatida; Asteriidae.